Messenger RNA from Momordica charantia (bitter melon), 472 nucleotides. Lineage: Eukaryota; Viridiplantae; Streptophyta; Magnoliopsida; Cucurbitales; Cucurbitaceae. The record is from RefSeq and is a predicted model, not a curated record.
UGAUUGGCAUCAUUAAACGGAAGGCCUUGAUAAAAGAACUAGCUGCUGCAUAUCACGCCGAGUGUCUUGCAUACUGCCAAGAGCUUCUUGAGCUUCAAAGAAAAUGGGACGAGCCAUAUAUUGAAUUAAAAGCACCUGAUGAUUCAAGAAAGGAGACAAUGAAGCCUAGCAAACGUCAAAAGAAAUCCCGCUAGGCAGUAAAUAUAUUCUAUACUGCUUAUACGACUUCGGCAUCUGAUGAAUUCUUCCGUUCUGCAAGGGAAAAAUGCUCAUAGACAGAAUUGAUAGUCUGAUAUAUAUAGGCAGAUGCUCUAUGAAACCAACUAUCUGUACACUCAGGUUAUGAAAACAGUUGAUCAAACAAAAUAUUUUUAUGCUUUUAUACAUUCAAUUUGCAUUGCAAUGAGCAUUUAUUUGUUUGGUUGGUGCAAAGUAAAUGGAACGGAUCAAAUCGGUUCCUCCUUAGACCGAA